Molecule: messenger RNA, 1042 nt
Organism: Amoebophrya sp. A120
Lineage: Eukaryota; Dinophyceae; Syndiniales; Amoebophryaceae
Source: the annotation of a GenBank genome assembly
GCGGGAAGCAAGGGGGUGCAUCUAAAAAGGGCAAGAGCGGCGCGACAAAGUCCGCUGCUUCCGCAUCAAAAUCAACAACUGCUGCUAGUACUACCUCUCUACGCGAGCAGGUGAAACAGUUUUACACUGCUCUAUCAGCCUGGGACAAUCGGAUGAGAAACGCGAUUCUCACGUUGUCGGCGUUUGAACACCCAAUGGAGGAGGGCAUCAGCGGUGGCAGAGGUCUUGAACGACCGGAAUCGCUGCCCUCGUUUUACGCUAGGGAAGCUUCCGCAAAAAUGGGAGACCACGAAGCCCCCAGCAGGAGCUUUCAUUCCUUUGGCGCACAGUUUCGGGCGAUUGCUAAUUUCUACAGAUUUGAGCAGCCACGAUUACUCGAGGAAACCGCGAAGAAACUUACCGAGGAGGUUCUACUUCCGCUUGAAACGUUGGUACAGCACUGGGCAGAGGAAGUAGAGGCCGCGGCACAGCAACUUGGCGGAGACGCAGCUGCGGCUGGUGAACAGAAAGCUUCCAUUCGGGCGUUGGACACUGAACCUUUGGAGGUAGAGGCAGCUGCAUCAGUGCCAGAAGUGACAGUUGUAACGCCACCCGGCGCAGUUCCUGUAGCUGUUACCAUCGACAAGUCGGCGUUGCAGGCGACGUCUGCAUUGACCGUAACAAAUGUGGAACCCAUAGUUGGGGCCACUACAAAGGGCAGAAGUAAACAAGCUGCAGCAGCAAAAAAAGAUGCUCUUCCGACAGGAGAAAAGCCACCCUCGCAAGAACUACCCGCCUCAGCACAACAUCCUGUCAACCCGCCGACGGCGGUACAAGUGAAGCGCUGGGCCGGAGGUCCGGGCAGCAGUCCUCCUCCCGGUGCUGCUGUUAAGAAAGACUACCACGAGAUUCCCAAUCCCGUAGCUUCCGGCAUUGCACAGACCACUGCGGCCGCAACGACCUACUACGCUCCUGCACCACCGGAAGCAGCAGCUGCAAUUGACCAGGUCGUACACGGGACGAGCGCAGAAGUAGUGCGUCUUUCAGCAACUCCUGCACCACC